Amoebophrya sp. A25 is the source of this 344-nucleotide messenger RNA. Lineage: Eukaryota; Dinophyceae; Syndiniales; Amoebophryaceae. The record is from the annotation of a GenBank genome assembly.
AGAAUCACAAAUGGCGCAGGAGCAUUCCCGGACGGAAGCCCCUUCGUUCUUACUUUCCGUAAAACACAUUGGUGGACCCCAGAUUGGCGGGAAUUGAAAACUAGACGUAAUUCAAAGUCUCGUUUAGCAGCAGAGCCGUACUUUCGCACGCUGCAGGCAAAAUUGGAGAAACUUAAUGAAAAGCAAAAGGGUAGGCUAACGCUAAAAAAGAACAUAUGUUUCGCUGAGACGGGAUCUAAGUUCGUCGGCGAGCAAUUACGAGCACGAGGGCACGAUCCACUUUCACGUGGAGCAGAUGAAGCGUUUGGGAGGGCUUUGCUGGCAACGUUUCAACAAGAAUUGAC